Messenger RNA from Symbiodinium sp. CCMP2456, 189 nucleotides. The record is from the annotation of a GenBank genome assembly. NCBI's taxonomy places the organism in Eukaryota, Dinophyceae, Suessiales, Symbiodiniaceae.
AUGGAAGAGCAGCUCCGCGAGCAGGUUCAGGGCAUUUGUAUGGGCCUGGUUUGCUUGGCGCACCACGUACUGCGAGGGCCGCCCCUCGUAGGCCUUUCACGUCAGAGCCGACUGCUCAAUGAGAAGGACCUGCUGGAGGAGCUGAUGAGUCUGCGAUAUUGGGAUUUCUCCUCAGGGAACGCUUUCUAG